AUGAGAACUGAAACUCAUCGUGGUGUAACCAACAUAUGUUUCAAUUCGCUUCAUUUAUCUAUUUAUGUUGCUUUGAAUGCUUGCUUCAAACAUUCAUUGCUGGUCGUGGCAUUGAGUAAUGAAAGAAUAAAACAAAUGAAAGGAAACGAAGGAAGUUUUGUUUUCCCUCAUUCUGCUUUUCGUCCAAAUGCCAAUAUCGAUGCCAAUAUCGAUAAAAUCACAACGCAAAUCACUCACUUCUACUGCCAGCAUAUAACAAUAACAGUUCGUUGUAAAGCAAGACCAUUCAAUAUCAUGCAUCGCAAGGGCUUCGUUUUACAGUGGUUUGCUGUACAAUUUAAACUUCGAUUUGUUUGA
Messenger RNA from Clunio marinus, 357 nucleotides. The record is from the annotation of a GenBank genome assembly. Lineage: Eukaryota; Metazoa; Arthropoda; Insecta; Diptera; Chironomidae.